Molecule: messenger RNA, 1182 nt
Organism: Schistosoma mattheei
Lineage: Eukaryota; Metazoa; Platyhelminthes; Trematoda; Strigeidida; Schistosomatidae
Source: the annotation of a GenBank genome assembly
AUGGAAUGCCCGAAUAAGCUUACGCGCUCUGGGGAGGAAUUGGAGGAGUUAAGUAACCUCAUCAAGAGGAAUAAAUCGGACGAUGUAAACUCGCUGGUAUUUUACAAUCAGGAUGGACGUCCUAAUUCUAUGUUAACAGUUGAGCCUCUAGAACCUGAAAAAAGCAGUUAUUACGUUUUUCUCAAAUACCACACUUGCUAUGAUCUACUCCCCGAAAGCGCCAAGCUUGUUGUUCUAGAUACAAAACUGAGCAUCAAAAAAGCGUUUUAUGCACUCAUAUAUAACAAUGUUCGAGCUGCUAUACUAUGGGAUUCAUCCAAACAGAGUUAUUCAGGAAUUCUAACGAUAACUGACUUUAUCAAGGUUUUAGUCACUUUAUAUCCUCCUGAUAGUGGGAAAAUGGAUGAAUUUGAAGAAAGUUCCAUUUCCAGUUGGAGAGAAAUCAAUACAAAUUUCACUACAAUCCCAUUAGUUCAUGUUACACCUGAAUGUUCAUUAUUGGAUGCAUCAAAAAUGUUAUUACAAUAUCGUUUUCAUCGUUUACCUAUUAUUGAUACAUUACAUGGCAAUGCAUUACAUAUUUUAACCCAUAAACGAAUAUUAAAGUAUUUGCAUUUAAAUAGGCAUAAUUUACCUCCAGCUAAAUUUAUAUCUAAAAGUUUACAUGAACUUAAACUAGGCACAUAUAUACCAAAUGUUCAAACAAUUACAAAUAAUACAACAAUUAUAGAAGCUUUAAAACUAUUUUUGAAAAAUCAAGUAUCAUGUCUACCAGUUGUCAAUGAUGAAGAUGGUCAACUUAUUGAAAUUUAUGCAAAAUUUGAUGUGAUUAAUUUGGCCAUUACACGAUCAUAUAACAAUUUGAAUGUUUGUGUAUAUGAUGCACUUGAAUUUCGUAGAUUAAAUCGAGAUCGUUAUCCAACUCCAUUGACAUGUUUAAAAACGGAUAGUUUACAAGAUGUUAUGGUGAAAAUUGUUGAAUCCGGUGUACAUCGUUUAAUUAUUGUUGAUGAGAAUAAAAAAGUUGAAGGAAUUAUCUCAUUAUCAGAUAUAUUGAAAUUUCUUACAAAUUGGUCAACUGAUGAUAAUCAUCAUCAUCAUAACACAUCAAAACGAAGAACUGAUCUUGUUCGAAUUAAAAAAUUCAUUACAAAUCCAUUGCGUAAUUCAUAUCAUCAAUAA